Messenger RNA from Olea europaea var. sylvestris, 492 nucleotides. RefSeq lists its product as uncharacterized. Lineage: Eukaryota; Viridiplantae; Streptophyta; Magnoliopsida; Lamiales; Oleaceae. The transcript is spliced from 2 exons. The coding region runs from base 16 to 432 and encodes 138 amino acids. The record is from RefSeq and is a predicted model, not a curated record.
CGAAUUUUUUCCCCCAUGCAUUGGGCAGCACCAUCAAGUGUCCGCCCUAGCUCAGAUGAAUUCUUGGAUCCUUCAAUGCAAAAUAAAUGUCGUCUAAUCGUACUUCACGUGUUAAGUUCAUUAGAUUUUUGGCUCCUUUAUGCUUAUAUUAUAACCAUCGAGACUUCAUCAAACAAAUUACAGCAAAUAACACAGUUGCCAAAGACAGUACACAUCCAAAAUAGACAUGCCCUCAAAUACAGAAGCCAAACAUACACUGACUUGAAAGUCGAUGAUACUCAGCCUUUAAACCGUUUCUUAGUUCAGCAGUCACUAAGUAUCCUUACAAAACUUUUUAGGUUAUUCAAAAGCAGUCUUCAGCCUCGGAACUGGUCAAAUCUAAUAGGGCUCAACGGGUGCACGGAAGCUUGCUCCAGCAUACACAGCCUCUGAUCCAAGUUCCUCUUCAAUCCUCAAUAGCUAAAGACAUCAAAGGACCAUCGAAUCAGAAUG